Messenger RNA from Cavenderia fasciculata, 1419 nucleotides. RefSeq lists its product as uncharacterized. The record is from RefSeq and is a predicted model, not a curated record. The transcript has 4 exons. Gene Ontology annotation, biological process: SCF-dependent proteasomal ubiquitin-dependent protein catabolic process. The coding region runs from base 1 to 1419 and encodes 472 amino acids. NCBI's taxonomy places the organism in Eukaryota, Evosea, Eumycetozoa, Acytosteliales, Cavenderiaceae. Gene Ontology annotation, cellular component: SCF ubiquitin ligase complex.
AUGGAACAAAAGGAUGGAAUACUAUUACAAGGAUAUUUAUUCGAUUACUUGGUAUCGUCGUCUGUACCAUUUAGAGAAUUCAUUAGGUUUGGUUCAACAUGUAAACAUUAUCGAAAGUUGAUGAUGCGAUCAAACAAAUGGUUACACGUCGAUGUUUCUCCACUCAACGAGUUCUUUAAAGACACUAAUCUAUUUAAUCUAACGAGACUGCUAAACCAAUAUCAUCGUCAAGAUGUUGGAACACCAUUUAUCAAUCGUCUCACUCUCAAUGGAUGUUAUCAGUUGACUGAUCGAGCAUUGUACUAUCUAUCAAAUUGUACAUUGUUUGUUCAUCUCGAACACAUUUCACUUGACAAUUGUGUUAAAAUAACUGCUAUUGAUGAUCUAUUUAGACCUUGUCCUCCAAUGCCUGAAAUAUCAACUACAACCACAUCAACAACAACCGACAAUAAUAAUAAUAUUGUAGAUGAUUUAAAUCAAUUGACCAUCACUUCUACUCCUACUACUCCACCUACACCUCAAUUAAUAUUGGAUAGAACACCUUUGAAAUCUAUAUGUCUACCAUCACUUCAUACAAGAACUAUACCAAAUAUAUUAAAGUAUUUGUCAUCGAUCACUUCACUUUCACUAAAUGGUUCAGUUGAAAGAAUUAUCUUUCUACGAUUCCUUGAAUCUACUCCAAAAUUAACUCAUCUUAAAUUAACAUCAAGAACCAAAGAUAAUAUAUUUUCAUCAACUAUAUUGGAUAAAUUAUGUGCAUUUAGAAAUCUAGAGAGAUUGGAAUUAAUAUCAAUGAUGCAUUUAACAGAUGAAGAUGUUGGAAGAAUGUCAUUCUCUUUGGUAAAUUUGACUGGUCUUGUUAUUACCAAUAAUUUACAUCUAUCAGGUUCAGUUGUUAAUUUAAUAUUAGAAAGUUGUCAAAAUCUAUUUGAAUUAAGAAUUAAAUAUUGUAGAAAUGUUGAAAGAAUUAAUGUUGAAUCAAAAUCAUUAAGAAUAUUUGAUGCAUCAUAUACGAAACCAUGUUUAGAUAUUAAAUUCCCAAAUCUAUUUGAAAUGGCAAUAGGUGGUUGGGUAAUGAAUGAUGAUGAAUACUUGCAACUAUUUUCAAAUAUAUCACCAAAACUAAUUCAUAUGGAUCUAUCUCAUACUCAAAUCACCGAUAAACAAGUUGAAAUAGUAUUACCUCUUACUAGAAAUUUACAAAGAUUAGAUUUAAAUUACACAAAUAUAACAUUGAAAUCAAUCGAAACGAUUUCAAAAUAUUGUAAACAAUUAUUUAAACUUGAUAUUACCAAUCAUGAUGGAAAUAUAACAAAAGAGAAAUGUGUACAAUUGCUUCAAAAUAUUAAAAGUUUGGAACAAUUGGUUGUUCAUGAACCAAAAGCCAGAAAUAAAUCGAUCAACAUACAUUUGAAUUGA